This is a messenger RNA of Varroa destructor (honeybee mite), 2884 nucleotides long. RefSeq names its product phosphoglucomutase 2 (gene Pgm2a). The record is from RefSeq and is a predicted model, not a curated record. Gene Ontology annotation, biological process: carbohydrate metabolic process; purine ribonucleoside salvage. Gene Ontology annotation, cellular component: nucleus. Gene Ontology annotation, molecular function: magnesium ion binding; phosphopentomutase activity. NCBI's taxonomy places the organism in Eukaryota, Metazoa, Arthropoda, Arachnida, Mesostigmata, Varroidae.
CUCUGAAUAGGUCCGUCGCCUUAGUAGAACGAUAUCGUUGACGAAAGCGCACGCGUUCAAAACAGCGUCUGCUUUUAGCUGUUCUUCCUGCGUGUGGUUCAUUCAAAGCUGGUAUGCACUUAUGGCUUGGGACUUUUCUUACACAAUAAAUAAAUACUUUUAGUGGCGUCGACUUUUUCUGUCACCAUUUAGGAAGAGAUGAAAAAGCUAUCGUUGAAACCGUUCGUUCGCCAUUGCGCUGCUGUCGAUUGGGCAUCAAGCGCCUUAAAACCCACUCGCCGUCCGCGCCAAUCACACUUCAUCAACUAGGACCCGCCAAAGCACCUUUCGUUGUGGCUGUUGUUAUCGUUGCGACCGGCCGUCCAACAUUCAGUUAUCAACGAAUGGAAGGCUGCAAAGAGAACGCUCGAUGCGCGAAUAUGUCGUGGCUGACCAUCAACCAUACAACCAACGAGCUGAUUGAUAGCGACAGUGGAAAACUCUGGCAGUUGUCGAUAGAAGAGCGUUGUUGGCGAAUGAAAACGAGUCGUUGGCCCUAGUAGUGAUUAUUGUCAUCGUUUGUGUCCAAUUGUGGCCUAAGGUCAUAUCUGGUUGCCACGUAGAUUUAUAUCACGGUUGACUGUCGAGCGGUGGUCUACCAUAGUUAAUCCAGUGGAUUAUUUUUGGUUGCGGGUGAUGUAAGCAACUACGUUGGCCGGUUCGUGUAAGAGUUUCUGCUGUUCGAAGUAUCUGGCUCGAGAAGAAAGAAAGAAAAACAGCUAAAUACUAACUAGAAAAGCGAGGCCUUAAUAAACGGUGCUGCUAAAUCGGACUAGAAAACAAACUAUGGACAAGUUAACAGGAGAUUUGCGGAUACGCGUUGGGGAAUGGCUUCGAUGGGAUAAGAAUGAAAAAACUCGUGCUACCAUUGAGAGCCUUGUGGAAGCUGGUAAUGUUGCUCGACUCGAGGCAGUUAUGCUCAAGAGACUGUCCUUUGGAACUGCCGGCCUCCGGGGCGUAAUGGGUGAAGGCUUUGCCUGCAUGAACGACCUUGUCAUCGUGCAAACAUCGCAGGGAUUAGCUAAAUAUCUGCUUAAGACGCUUCCAGACGCGAAGACGAAAGGUAUCGUCAUUGGUUUUGACGGACGACACAAUUCUGCAAGGUUCGCCCUACUGGCAGCCCAGGCGUUCCUCCAGGUCGAAGUACCUGUUCGACUCUUCACUCGAGUAACGCCAACACCAUAUAUCCCUUUUACAAUUUCCCACUUUGGAUGUGCUGCCGGUGUUAUGGUCACAGCGUCCCAUAACCCGAAGGACGACAAUGGGUAUAAGGUCUAUUGGGAAAAUGGAGCACAGAUCCUUUCUCCUCAUGACGCUGGCAUUCAGAACAGCAUUCUGCAAGAGCUGGAGCCUUGGCCUCAAGCUUGGAAAACGGAAUCCGUUCGCAGUAACGUGAUGUGUUCAGAUCCCAUUGAGGAGGUCAAUUCAAAGUAUAUGGAAGUACUCGAAAAAAGCAUGUUUGACAGAAAUAUGAACAGGCAAACCAAUGUUAUGUUCACGUUCACAUCGAUGCAUGGCGUUUCUCAUCCUUAUAUCACCGAAGCUUUCAAACGAUGGAACUUCAAACCUGGCUACCCUGUUGUCGAACAGAUGGAGCCUCAUCCAGACUUUCCCACGGUGAAGUUCCCUAAUCCCGAGGAAGGCAAGAGUGCUUUGAACCUGGCGAUAGCGACCGCUAAUAGCAACAAGAGCCGGGUCAUUCUUGCGAACGAUCCCGAUGCCGAUCGAUUAGCCGUUGCAGAGAGGAUCGACGAUUCGGAGAAUUUUCAUGUAUUCUCUGGAGAUCACAUUGGACUGCUUCUCGGAUGGUGGAUGUGGCAUUCGUUCAAGGCCAAAAACCAAGAUGCAAAGGCGAGCGACGUUUACAUGAUUGCCAGUACGGUGUCGUCGAAAGCUCUCCGCAGCGUCGCCAACUUAGAGGGCUUUAACUUCGAGGAAACCCUUACAGGCUUCAAAUGGAUGGGUAAUCGAGGUAUUGAACUGACAAAGGCUGGCAAAAUUGUUCUCUUCGCGUACGAAGAAGCCAUUGGAUAUAUGUGCGGAACGUCGGUCUGGGACAAAGAUGGUAUAUCAGCGGCAAUGCAUGUCGCUGAACUUGUGGCUUAUCUUGACUCUACGAAGGCGGGCACCCUCCAGGAGCAUCUAGAUCGGCUGUUCGUUAAGUACGGCUUCCACGUUACGAACAACUCGUACUACCUCAGCCAUCAACCGGAGAUGACAAAGAAGAUGUUUAAUCGCAUUAGAAAUUUCAAUGGACCGAACACGUACCCGACCAAAUUGGGUCGAUUUAUGAUAACUGGCGUCCGAGACCUAACAGUAGGCUUUGACAACACGCUACCUGACAACGUACCUAUUCUGCCCGUUAGCGACUCGAGUGAAAUGAUUACGUUCUACAUGGCCAAUUCGGCCAAUAUAACGAUUCGUACUUCGGGAACCGAACCGAAAAUCAAGUGGUACUCAGAGAUUUCUGCCAAACCUGGUACUCCUAAAGGUGAAUGGGCAAGCUACAAAGUCGAACUGGAUGAACUUAUCGGUGAAAUGAUUGCGCAGUUGUACCAGCCAGAAGUUUAUGGAUUCAUUGCACGAUCCGGCUGAUUGGCGAGACAAAAUAAUGGACCGUCGGAAAUCUUCGCUGAGGGUGCACCUGUACUAUUAAGAAAUAUUCGAACGAGCAUAGAUUCUUCUAAACGAUCCAAGCGACACCGAUCGCGUUGCUCCUGUAUCCCUGCCCCCGUCAUCGAUGACUGGAAUUAUAAAACGUCGUAAAAAGUCGCACGACGACGAGCUGCAGCCUUGUAUUGAUACUACGUCGUUUUAAUAAAAUAGCACUAGUUUCAUAACGGGU